Messenger RNA from Dendrobium catenatum, 1542 nucleotides. RefSeq names its product probable amidase At4g34880. The transcript is spliced from 3 exons. The record is from RefSeq and is a predicted model, not a curated record. NCBI's taxonomy places the organism in Eukaryota, Viridiplantae, Streptophyta, Magnoliopsida, Asparagales, Orchidaceae. The coding region runs from base 1 to 1542 and encodes 513 amino acids.
AUGACGUCCUCCACUCACAUCUUCCUUCUUCUGCUUCUCUUUGUUGUCUCGAUCUAUAGUCAAUCAACAACUUUCAGUCCCUUCAAGUUCGAAGAGGCUACCAUCGCAGACAUCCAAGAGGCCUUCAACAAUGGCAUGUUAAAUUCUUCCCAACUGGUCAAGCACUACCUGGAUCAAAUUAGCACACUCAACCCCCACCUCAAUGCUGUCAUAGAGGUCAACCCUGAUGCAAUUGACGAUGCAGCUAAAGCAGACCUUCAGCGUAGCACUGAUGGCAUGCAACUUAGUCCCCUCCAUGGUAUCCCGGUUCUUAUCAAAGACAACAUCAACACCCAUGACAAGCUCAAUACUACCUCGGGCUCCUUCGCCCUUCUCGGCUCUGUUGUGUCUCAAGAUGCCGGUGUCAUCCAACGUCUUCGUAAAGCCGGUGCUAUCAUUCUCGGAAAGUCAAGCAUGAGUGAGUGGGACAACUUUCGAUCGUUGGACGUAAAGCAAGGGUGGAGCCCACGUGGAGGACAAGGUCGAAAUCCCUACCCUACAGCGGACGGUCCAUGUGGGACUAGCAGUGGGUCAGCCAUAGCAGUAGCUGCAAAUUUAGUGACUGUUUCACUAGGUACAGAUUUAGAUAAUGCCAUCACUUGCCCUGCAGUCAUGAACUCAGUGGUUGGCAUCAAGCCCACAGUAGGCCUCACGAGCAGAUCUGGGAUGGUGCCUAUCUCGCCUAGGCUACAAACCAUAGGGCCAAUGGCUCGUACGAUGGCAGAUGCAGUGACACUCUUAGAUGUGAUCGUGGGAUUCGAUCCACUAGACGCUAAUGCGACCAAAGAGGCAUUAAGGUUUAUUCCAACUGAUGGAUUUCAAAAGUCAUUGAAGGAAGAUGGACUCGAGGGGAAAAGAGUGGGGAUUCUACGCCACUCAUUCUCAAAUGAAUACCCCAAGGGAAGCGUGGAGGCUAACACAUUUGAAGCUCAUUUUCAAACUAUGAGAUUAAAAGGCGCAAUCUUAAUUGACAACAUUGAAUUGAAAAAUGUGAAGAUCAUGCAAAAUAUAACUGCAAGUGGUGAAGCGAUUGCACUUUUAGCCGAGUUCAAACUUUCACUGAACGCCUACCUCAAAGAUCUUGUGUCCUCCCCAGUACGAUCUCUCGCAGAUGUCAUAGUCUUCAAUAAUCAGCACCCGAUCGAGGAGAGGAUGAAAGAAUAUGGGCAAAUAGUCUUCCUAGCAUCACAACAAACAAAUGGAAUAGGUGAGGCAGAGAAGAAUGCAAUGAAAAGAAUGGCUCAACUCUCAAAGGAGGGAAUGGAGGAUUUAAUUCAAGAGAAAAGCUUGGAUGCUGUGAUGUUCCCUGAUUAUAGUAUGUCACAUGCUCUGGCGAUAGGCGGCUUUCCCAUUAUUAGUGUGCCAGCUGGAUACAAUAACUCAGGUGCACCUUUUGGUAUUUCCUUUGCUGGAUUGCGGGGUUCAGAUGCUACAUUGAUUGAGAUAGCUUAUGCCUUUGAACAAGCUACCAAAGUCAGAAAGCCACCUCCACAACUCGUUUGA